UGAAGCAGAGACAUAUUUAAGAAACACUUUUCCAGGUUCCAGGAAGGUUAAGGAAAGUAGUUGUGCAUGAGAUUUGGACUGAGCAACAAAUUUGAAGCAGAAUUUCCUUCAUCUUUAACUGGGAAGGUUGCACCAGAAGAAUUUAAAGCCAGCAUCAGUAGAGUUAAUGGUUGUCUUAAGAAGAACCUUCCAGUUAAUGUACGAUGGCUACUUUGUGGAUGCCUUUGCUGCUGCUGCACUUUAGGUUGUAGUAUGUGGCCAGUUAUCUGCCUCAGUAAAAGAACACGAAGAUCGAUUGAGAAGUUAUUAGAAUGGGAAAACAAUAGGUUAUACCACAAGCUGUGCUUGCAUUGGAGACUAAGCAAAAGGAAAUGUGAAACGAAUAACAUGAUGGAAUAUGUCAUCCUUAUAGAAUUUUUACCAAAGACACCGAUUUUUCGACCAGAUUAGCAUUUACUUUAUUUAUAGAGACUUAUCCAAGUAUGUUGUCUUUCCAAUGGUGCCUUGCUUGGUGCUCUCCUGGUGGUGACAUAGCAUUGGUUCUACAGAAUCUUGUGGUGUUUUCAUUCUUUUUUGUUUAUUUGUUUAUUUUUGUUUUUUUUCUUAUUUUUUAAAUAAGAGCAUGUCCUAAGUGCGUUUGGUCAAAAUUUGCAAAAGUCAUUUCAUGCACAUGUUAACUACUACUUAAGUUAUUACUUUUAUUUCUUCUGUUUGUUAAUGUAUCUUGAUUUUCGAAGUCUUUUAUAUGUGUGCGCGCGUGUGUGUACAUAUAUAUAUAUAACUAUAAAUACACAGCUGAAAAUGGUCUACAAGUGAGCAGAUAUUUUUUUACCCCAAAAUGACACAACUGAUUGACUGUACUUUGUGCAAGUCCUUUUAAUUAUUAAUUUAUGUUUUUGAAGUAACUUCUAUGAUUUACGUAAAUUUUUGUCAGUGACAUGUCAGCUGUAAAUAUUUUCAGUUUCUUUUUGGGAUAUUGCCUAGCCAUUUCCAUCAGGAGGGUGAGGAAAAGUUC
This is a messenger RNA of Tinamus guttatus (white-throated tinamou), 1015 nucleotides long. Lineage: Eukaryota; Metazoa; Chordata; Aves; Tinamiformes; Tinamidae. The record is from RefSeq and is a predicted model, not a curated record.